UUCCUUUGCACUGAGCAGCUCGCAGUAAAGUUUUCUUGCAUAUUCCGUGUCCUAGCAAACCAUACGACCCGUGGAGGCUCUUCACUUGCUGUGCCCACCGAGCUCUCCACGGCGUGUUGCAAGCGUGAUUCUAGUGAGUACCUAGACCUGUAUUGAAUGCAAGAUUGGCCGAGGGCGUUUUGGCGGCGAUUCGGUUCCGCUCAGAUUGGAACUUUUUCUUCAACUUCCUGAAAUUAGGAGAGCAGGCGCUGCGGACAUACUCAUAGAAAUUUAGGGUCCGCCUCGACAUACAUACACAGACUCUGGACAGGCCCAGCGUGCAAAGGCCACACGCAAUUCACCCGUCCCACGAAGAGAACGCGCGCGCCUCAGAGGCGCAGCUGCCGGCCGGCGCAACUUGUUCGCAACCUGGACGCUUACGCGCUCCUGUGACACACCAAGCGCUUUGAGGCUCUCCUUUGAACCCUGGCCUGCUGCGCUCGGGUCCUCGCGCCAGAACAAACUUGCGUGGGCAACUGAGAGCGGCUCAAAAUGGCUAGCAUCUGCUCAAGCCUGGUCUUCGACUGCGAGGUUCUGCUCGACAACGAGCAAAACCAAUCACAGCGAAUGCUGGACCAGCUGGAGAGCGUUGUCCUCCCGGCGCUCGAUAGGUCCUGUCGGCCUGCUUCUCCGCUCGCCCGCGACAUUCUGGGUCUAGUCAAUGGCUAUCUGGCUGGGCGAGCAGGGCCUCUAGAGCAGUCGGAGCUCACCCUCCUGGCUCGACAUUUGGCCGCCCACUCUGCGAACUGCUUUGACGUGUUCAUCCGGUCGGCGCUCUCUACAAAUGGCGUAGAAUGCUUCAAGUCGCUGCGGCACUCGUUCCUGGUGGUUCGCGGUCGCGGCGAGUACGAGGGCAUGGAGUUCAUCGUGGAGCCGGCGCUGCGGGCGCACUUCACCAUCCCGCACCCUUCGCCCGACUACGAGCAGAUGCUCGCGCGCGCGCCGGACGUGUUCGUGGGCGGCAGCUGCCGCCUGGCGCCGCUGGUGCAGCUGCUGUGCGCGCUGAUGGCGGACAGCUUCGAGCGGCAGGGCCUGGCGCUGCCGCCCUGGCGCAAGGAGGCCGCCAUGCUGUCCAAGUGGCUGCCGGCGCCCAGCCGCACACGCGACGUGCCCGUAGUGGCGCGCGCGCACUCGGCCACCGCCGUCGACCUGCCGCUGCCCGCCGUCUCCACCCUCCCCUUCGACCUCCCCACCUUCAACUCCACCAGCGGCUGCACCGCCGCCGCCGCGGCACCCGCCCCGGCCAGCCGCGGCCCGGCGUUUGCGGCCCAGCCCAUCCAUGUGUCUGCCCUGACGCCCCACGCCGUCUUCGGCUUCGGCAUUGGCGGCGGCAUCGGCUCCAUCGCCGCGGCCACCACCGGGGCUGGCAACAUCGAGAGCGGCAGCUGCUGCGGCGGCAUUGACAGCGGCUACGGCAUUGCGUCUGACGCCAGCGCCCUGCUGCUUGGCUUCGGCCUGGGCGGCAGCCACGCCGACGCCAUGCUCGACAGCGCCGCCGGCAUUGCCGGCUACAGCUGCGGCGCCGGCGCCGGAGGUGGCAAGGACUGCGAGGGCGUGUUCAGUUUGGGCUGCUCGCCCGAUGGCGAGCUGCCGAUGCAGCUGCCGCCGGCGAUGCUGGGGCACAGCAGCCGGCGCUCGCUGCGGCGGCCGGCGGUGCACCUGGGCUUUGAGCCCUGCGCGCCGGCACCCGCGGCGGCGGCGGCCGCGCUGUCGGUGUCGGUGUGGGGCGGCUCGCCUCCGGCGCCCGGCGGCGCCGCCCGCAGCUGCGGCAGCUGCAGCGGCAGCAGCAGCAACAACAACAGCUUCGGCGGCCGCGGCACGGGCCUGCUGUCGGCCAAGCUGCAGCGCAGCGCCGCCGCCGCCGCCGCCGCCGCCCCUGCUGCCGGCCCCGCAAGCGGCCAACAGCAGCAGCCGCAGCAGCAGCAGCCGCAGCAGCAGCAGCAGCAGCCCCAGCGCAUCAUUGAGACGCGGCCGCCUGCGUACCAAGGCGGGAUGUGCAUCCGCGUGGUCAAGCUGGUGGGAUUCAACGUGCCGCCGCCGCCGCCCGCCGCCGCCAACUCCAUCGCCGCUGCCGCCCAGGCGCCGGCGCAGCGUGCGUAGAGGUGCCUGCGGCGGCGACGGCGGCGGUGGUGCGCUGCCGGACACACGUGGCGGCGCAGUUGCCUAGCAGUAGCAGUAGCAGCAACUGCCUCUACCGCCGUGCGUUGCGUGGGCGGUGCGCAGUACCGUAUAGCAUUAGCAGCAUGUAUGGAAUGUGGCAGUAGCAUGUGGAAGCGCUGCUGAAGAAGAGCGCAAGCGGUGUGAGCGCAUGCACCUUGCUGAUAGCCGGGAACCGGAGACAGAAGACUCCACGAUGACGACGACGAAGUCGAGAAGCACAUCUUUUCUAUUGCUGCAUCGCCGUCGGUUGCACGAUUGCGGACAGUUUUCCUUGAGCUUUGACGACGACCGCGUAGGUAUUGGUGUUGACUGCGGAUGUUCCCGUGUGUGUGUGGGUUUGCGUGACACGUGCUAUUGAGGGAAACUGCGGGUGGACGCGUCUGCGAACGGCUUGUGGGGUGCGCAACAAAGUUUUGGGGAGAACACCCCGUGCUGGUCUUUUUUCCUCCACAUGCUGCAGGCACAAAAAGCGUCCUCCCAUCCAGGUAGUCCUAAAUUCUGUUGAGAGUGGGUGCGAGUUCAUUUACCCCAUGGGUGUUGCAGUUGAGUGGGCAUUUGCUUUCUGAUGGCUUCGCAUUAAUCAAGAGGUAGUUACAAUUAAAUCAAAUCAGAGCGCUGCCGGGCAUCGGCGUGCACAAAAAGAGCACAUGGCUACGGAGCUCGCACUAUUUCUGCUGAGGCUCCGGGCACGGCAUGCAGCCGCGGAGUGUGGGGCCAGGUGUCUCGGGCCUUCGCCGCCCUGUAGCACGGGGAGCCCCCCUCACGUGUGCGGUUGCUACCGCUGUGAUCUGUCCGGAUGCUCAGGUCGUGUGAAGCUCCGUGCCAGGGCAUGCUGCAUGCGCAUGCAUAGCUGCAUGCAUGGCAAUACGGCGCUACCUGCAAAGAAUCCUUAUGGCAACUGCUGGAUGUUAUGACAAUAAAUAAAACCCCAUUUUGUGGUGCACGUGUGGGCGUUUUGGCGUGGUGUCGCCGAUCGGAGGUCAAGGGGACCAGGGAUUGCCCAAGACGUCUGCCUGGGCAAGUGAAGGAUGCCCGUUUAUGAUGGGAUCUGUGUGGGUGUUGCUGUGGGUUGACAGCAGGAGGUGCACUCGAGCAAGGACAAUAAAAAUCAAAAGAAAGGGCAAACUGCCGCUGGCGCUCAGCCUGUGCUGGUGGCGAGGCGUGCUUUUCCCUCCCCUGUUUUUUGGGGGCGCGCUCCGCGCAAGAGGAGGCGCCCUUCCACACAUACACAUUCCACUUCUCACUUUUUAUGGCGGCCGCGGGAUUCGGGACCAGCCAAACUAUUGAUUGCUGUCCGCGCACGCGCCACGCGGCGGUGUGGGAUGGUUUUUUUGCGUGUCCUGCUUGCAUGAAUGGAUGGAUUUCGGUCGCUGUGCGCGCAUCGACCAAGAUGUGCAUGCACGCAGGCAGGCAAGGGCGUGAGGGCAUUGUUCGUUUACAAGCCCUGAGACUGCUGCGGGUCUAACACGUGCAUUUGUGGAUGUUCUCAGGGUAGCUGGUGGGCUGAGAAGGAUACAGGACCAGCUUGCAUUGGCAUCCGGCAGGCACACGCGCACGCCGACAGGGUAGGACAUCAAUACAUUGGAUGCCGGUUACGGCAUCGGCAGGACAGCGAGGGAUGGACAGGUUGCGUGUGGAGUGGGGGCACAGGAACGCAAUCGGUGACGUGCGUGUGGUGACAGUUGAUAGGGAGGGCCCCCAGAGGGCAGAAACAAAUGGGCUACGAUGUGCUGAUGCUGUGCGUGUGUGUGUGCGUGUGCGUGGAUUUGCUGUGUUUUGUUGGCGUGUCCGUUGGAAGUGUUAUUCAUAACCAUAAAUAAUGCGGCUGCUGCGCACUCACGCACACUUGUGCACGUGGGACGACUGACGUGCGCGGGCUGUGACGCGAACGGCGACAGCUGCACCACUGGGGGCAAUAUUUGAGGAGUAGGGUAGGGGUGAGACGGAGCGGAGCGCCGAGGAGGCGGCGGCGUCCGGGCCCAAGUGGGGACGGGGCCGGGGCACAGACUGCGGCCGGUUGUGAGGAGGCGUGCAAUUGCCCGCGGAGGGCGAGGGGCGCAGGAGUGUGCAUGUACUUGUGUGUGUGUGUGGACAUGCCAGGCUGUUGAUAUGGUGUGGUAUGGUGAGGCGCCCACGCGGCAUCCGGGUUACAAAACUCAACGUCGCACGGCACGCCACGACGGUUGGCUAUGGUGUUGAGGCGCGCACACACAUGCGGGUGGAACAUGCAGGUGCAGGAAACAAAUGUACACGACCAGGUUGUUUGCAUUGCACCGGACAAGAAAGGUGGCUCGCCCUCUCUCGUACUACAGAUUUCAUCUGAUUGCGGAGUGGCGCAAUGGUACAUAAGUUGGGGUAUUUACUACGAGUACAGGCUAGCACUGAGGAGAUAAGAAAGGUGGACCUCUUCAGGAGAGCAUGAGAGUGGUGUGCGGUAGGUGGAAUGUACAUAGGGUAGACGCCACAGAAAGCGUGCGCACAGGCUUCGGUUAUACAGGCAUCCCAUGCAUACUGCUAUCUUACUGCAGACGAAUGAAAAGCAUUGACGGACCCCGCUGUAAAAAUAUCCGAGUGGA
Chlamydomonas reinhardtii is the source of this 4775-nucleotide messenger RNA. RefSeq lists its product as uncharacterized. NCBI's taxonomy places the organism in Eukaryota, Viridiplantae, Chlorophyta, Chlorophyceae, Chlamydomonadales, Chlamydomonadaceae. The transcript has 4 exons. The coding region runs from base 532 to 2139 and encodes 535 amino acids. The record is from RefSeq and is a predicted model, not a curated record.